This is a messenger RNA of Lottia gigantea (owl limpet), 1080 nucleotides long. RefSeq lists its product as hypothetical. The transcript has 6 exons. NCBI's taxonomy places the organism in Eukaryota, Metazoa, Mollusca, Gastropoda, Lottiidae. Gene Ontology annotation, biological process: anatomical structure development; positive regulation of transcription by RNA polymerase II; cell differentiation. Gene Ontology annotation, molecular function: nuclear receptor activity; zinc ion binding; RNA polymerase II cis-regulatory region sequence-specific DNA binding. Bases 1 to 1080 code for a protein of 359 amino acids. The record is from RefSeq and is a predicted model, not a curated record. Gene Ontology annotation, cellular component: RNA polymerase II transcription regulator complex; nucleus.
AUGCAUUCCCCACCUCUUCAUUCACCUACUUCUUCAAUGGGGUCUCCUCCCCUAAUGUCACUUGGCUGUCCGUCUCCCACAGGGAUGCAGCCUCACACAACAUUAUCUAAUAAACAUAUUUGUGCCAUAUGUGGAGAUCGAGCAUCAGGAAAACAUUAUGGUGUUUACAGCUGUGAAGGGUGUAAAGGCUUUUUUAAGCGUACAGUGAGAAAAGAAUUGACCUACGCAUGUCGAGAUGAUAAAAACUGCUACAUUGAUAAACGACAACGUAAUCGUUGUCAGUAUUGUAGAUAUAUGAAAUGUCUAGCUAUGGGCAUGAAGAGAGAAGCUGUCCAGGAAGAAAGACAACGAACGAAGGAGAAAGGAGAAGAAGUUGAAAGUACUAGCAGUGUUAACAAUGAUAUGCCAGUUGAACAAAUAUUGGAGGCGGAAUUAACUGUUGAACCAAAAAUAGAUACUUAUAUUGAUACUAGAAAUGAUCCUGUUGCUAGAAUAUGUCAUGCAGCAGACAAACAGUUAUUUACAUUGGUUGAUUGGGCAAAACGUAUUCCCCAUUUCACCGAAUUACCUCUAGAAGACCAGGUUAUUCAACUUAGAGCAGGUUGGAAUGAACUACUGAUAGCUGGUUUUUCUCAUCGUUCUAUUGCUGUUAAAGAUGGUAUACUAUUAUCAACCGGACUACAUGUACAUCGUAGUAGCGCCAGGGAUGCUGGAGUUGGAACAAUCUUUGAUAGAGUUUUAACAGAACUGGUUGCUAAGAUGAGAGAAAUGAAAAUGGAUAAAACUGAAUUGGGAUGUUUGAGGGCCAUUGUUCUUUUUAACCCUGAUGCUAAAGGAUUAACAGCAGUACAAGAAGUAGAACAACUUAGAGAGAAAGUCUACGCGUCAUUAGAAGAGUAUUGUAAAACACGCUAUCCUGAUGAACCUGGUCGAUUUGCCAAAUUACUUCUACGCUUACCUGCAUUGCGAAGUAUAGGACUCAAAUGUCUGGAACAUUUAUUUUUCUUCAAGUUAACAGGAGAUACUCCUCUUGAUACAUUUUUAAUGGAGAUGUUGGAGAACCCCAGCCCUCAAACGUAG